Messenger RNA from Galleria mellonella (greater wax moth), 3757 nucleotides. Its product is annotated as cilia- and flagella-associated protein 91-like. Bases 90 to 2999 code for a protein of 969 amino acids. The transcript is spliced from 24 exons. Lineage: Eukaryota; Metazoa; Arthropoda; Insecta; Lepidoptera; Pyralidae. The record is from RefSeq and is a predicted model, not a curated record.
UUGACAAGCGAUCAAACAGGCACUUGUGUUCCAAACAGGCACCAAAAAGCCAUUAGUUUAUGUGAAAUCCGAUUUAUAAUAUAGUAAACAUGAGUGGAGAGACCCUGUGUGAAGCACCGAGACGCCAUAUCUCAAAAAUGAGAGUGCACGAUUAUUUGUAUGACUCUGCCUUCAUCGUAUCCGGAGCGAGGGACUAUGCUAGAACGGCUUUCAAAGCGGCCAUGGCUUCAGCGCAAAUUAAUCUCCAGCCAGUGUACAGCACCAUGUUCUCCGAAGUGCCAAAGUGUCCGAGGAUGCGCGUUGUGUACCAUCCAAACUGCCGUCUGCCAGAGCACGUGGACCGCUCGUAUGGGGCGUACGUGGAGCGCGUGAGGCACGCGCGCAACGUGCCCACGCCGCAGUUCACUGGGAAGGACCGCUUUAAAUUCAGCGCUGUACCCAAGAAACUGCUGGCGGUGCCGAGCGCGACCCCCGACUUCCAUCCCCCGACCCCUGUGUACAUACCGCCUGCUACAAACAAACCCAGGAGCAGAGGCACACAAAGCUUGUACAGGGAGUCGUCAGCUCAGACGACACCGUGGCAACCGGACGGGAAAGUAGCCGAGAACUGUACCACAACACCUGAGGUGCUGUAUCUGGAUAAAUUGGAAUGGGGACCUGACGCCCCCUACCGUACUGGUGACUUGCCCGCCGAUUUCCACACAACGGAAAUUAUAAACAAGUUACGCCACGCCCGCUCCUGGGGGCAGCUGGUGGAGCAAGGCCAGUACCCUCGCUGGAUGAAGAGGAGCGACGCCGUCAUCACUGACGUGGAAACCAAGGAUUGGAUAUUUAGAGAAGCGGAAAUAGAUGAACUUCAAGACAUACGCCUCGCGCUCCUGCACCAGUUACAACUACAACAAAGACAGACACAAAGCAAUAGAACUAGCAAGAAACUGGCGAAACUGUGGACAGAGAAGAAACAAGAGAUGGAGAGGAAGAUAGAGAAUAUUCGAAGAACUAGGGACAGAGAGUUACGCAAGCUAUCGGCGCGUGGCGGCGGCGGGCAGCGUAGUCAGGCACUGCGCACGCGCACGGUGCAGGCCGCCGCCGACCCCGCGUCGCCGCUGUACGCGCCGCUCGCGCGCCACGGCCGCCAGGCGCGCACCAGGCACGCUGACAUACACUACGACCCCGGCUUGCUGUCAUAUGAGGACCACCAGAAAGUGGCCGAGCCCCCCGAAUGGCUGCAGAGAUGUGGUCACGACCUGAAGCGCUCAUGCUCCGGACACCAUCUACGACGGGACGCCGCGCAGCUGUGCGAGAGGGAGACAAAAUGGAGCGAGCAGUUUUUGGAGAAUCUUCAUAAUGAUUUAAAGAAAGCUCGUCUGGGAGCGGCUACAACUACAGCCGGUCCACUACAUGUGAUGAAGUCGCGGCGGCCCGAGACCAGCCCGCGGCCCGCUACGCCCUCAGUGGAGCCGGUCGACGACUCAGACGAGGUGUGCCACCAGGCGGCACUGAUGCUGCAGAAGAUCGUCAGGGGCCGCGCCGUGCAGAAUCUGAUGUACGAGGGACGUGCCCGAGCGUCGGAGCUGACAGAAGAAUUGAAGACCACGCACGGUCUACAGAAGGAGGACCAGAUCAGAAUCGCGAGGGAGGAGACCAAAGCUAGGGAGUACAAUGCUCUGCGUACGGAAGCCGAGGACAAGGAGGCCGCCAUAUCGGCCCUCGUGGACGAGCUGUGCGGCGGUGCGGUGGCGGCCGCGCUCGACUUCCUCGAGAAGGAACUGAGGAGGUUGAAGGAGGAGAGGAGGCAGCACGCCUAUAUCCUUAUCGCAUUGCGUGAGAAAACGAUGCGGGAAGCGGCCGAGGCUGGCAGGAGACAGAAGGAAGAGCACAGGAGGCGAGAACACGACGAGAUGUUCAAACAGAUCCUAGGUGUGACCCAGGAGACAGUGGACGCGUACUUCCGCGAGAUAGUGUCAGAGGGUGUGCUGCUCGCGGCGGAGGAGGAGGCGGUGCGACGCGCGCGGGCCGACGCUGACAGGAUUGAUGAGGCGAUCACGGGGCACGGCUCCAUGUCUACUGCAGAACAGAACGAGCUGGUGGCGGAACUGGUCCAACAGUUCCUGCUGCCGGAAGCUCACAAAGCCGCAGCCCGGCACAGGAUAUCAGCUCUUCAAAAGGCCAAGAUGGAAGCCGCCAGAGGCAGCAUCUUCGGACUGCUUGACGAGGCUGAAGCGAAGGAACCUGUAUGCACCCAGUGCAGCGCCACCCUGGACGACCAAACCCGCUGUACGCGAUGCCCCAGCGAGCAGACGCCCACCGAGACUGAUUCAAGAGACGACCCGCGCUGGAAGCACACCAGGGCUCGGCCACGAUCAGAGCCGAAGAGUCUGGAGGAGAGAUAUCCAGCUUACCAUGAACUACGGUGCAUGCUGAACGUGCUCAUAGAUGAAGCCGUGCAAGAGUCUCGCACGAGGGACACGACAAGGAACGAGAUGUUACGCGACAUGGAGCGGCGCGCACGGGACGACACCGAAGCGUGUAUCGACGCCAAAGACAUUGUUGAAGCAGUGGUGGACCGUGCCGUGGGCUCGACCUCGCCAUCAGUUCGGGUGGCUGAUUACCACCACCUCAUGAUGCGAGUGAUCGGCGACGCACUGGACCGGACUGAACCCUUUGAAUACCACGGAUGCCCUAAAGAGCUGCCCUCGGAGAUAAGACGCCGUGCCGAGGAGGAGAGGACCAACCUCGGCGAGCCAACCUGCCACUGUGAAGAUGAAGAUGAACAAGCCACCGCAGUGAAGUUUGAUCUCGAUAUUCACCGAGACGAGGUAGCGGCGCUUCUGCCGUCAGAGCUGACGGUCCUGGAGGAAAUGAGAAGGUGCAAGUGUGAUACUAAGCCAGCACCGAGCGCCGCCGGCAAUAUACCAGGGGGCAGUGUCACGACGGAGUACAGUGAAAUGACGGAGCAAACGGUGGAGCAGACGUCGCCGGAUGACGAGUACGACUGAGCGUCAUACUCGGGAACGCCCGUUUCAACGAUGUUCAAAUUUUGACGUUAUAGCCUCCAUAUUAUUCUGUGAUUAAAGCUUUCCAUUGAAAUGUGUUUUUUUAUAUACAUAAUUUUGUAUACUUGUAUAGUAAGUAAUAGAGCCUCGAUAAUUCGAAUACCCAAAUUGUACCACGCUUUUCGAAUGUAUGGAGCAUUCGAAUUACAGUAUGUAAAUACCAGAGGGAGACUUUGCACAAAAGUCGAUUGCUUGGCCACCUCUGUCCCAUUCGUGUUUCCACCGUGAAGCAGUUGUGUUUGCAUGGCUGUGUUUCGAUUUGAAGGGUCGGAUAUGGCGUGAAUUUACUGGGUACGGAGGAAUAACACCCGAGUCCUCGGGAAUGGCAACGCAUGGGGGAUGUCAUGGGCGAGACAGCUCAUGUCUAUAGGCGACGGUUACCACUUUCCACCAGGUGGGCCGUCAGCUUGUUUGCCAUUCUAAGUUGUAUUAAAAAAAAAGGUAUGUUAAAAGAUAUUUUUAGUAAUACAGCAAUGCACAGGCGCUGGGCCACAGCGUGACCAGACAAGAGACGAGAGUCUUUGAAGAACUAAUUUAUUAACUAAAUAACAAUUCUACAUGAUUAACAACACUGAAUUGUAUGAUUUAGGGAGGAGAGGUCGUUUGAAUUAUAGAGGCGUUUGGAUAAACGGGGGUUCGAAAUAUCGAGGCCCUAUUGUACUUAUUUGUAUGUUUAUUGCUAUAUAUUAAAAUUUGUAAAA